Messenger RNA from Haliotis rubra (blacklip abalone), 1009 nucleotides. RefSeq names its product motile sperm domain-containing protein 1-like. The record is from RefSeq and is a predicted model, not a curated record. Gene Ontology annotation, cellular component: cytoplasm. The coding region runs from base 157 to 804 and encodes 215 amino acids. Lineage: Eukaryota; Metazoa; Mollusca; Gastropoda; Lepetellida; Haliotidae. The transcript has 7 exons.
CGUUCAUAGCACAAGAUUAGGUCGAGUGACGUUUCUGACAUUCACAACCAAAACAAAGUCGACAGCUGAUAGAUAGUACUAUAAUUAGCACUGUACGCAGAGCCUGGAGACGAUCACUUCGUCUGGUCUCUGUCUGAUGACGUCGAACAACUCGGCAUGCAAAGUCCAGCCUCCCAGCUAGGCGACGGGAAACUGCCGGUCUUUGUCUUCCCGUCAAGCCUUGCUUUCUACUCGGACGACCAAGCUACACACAAACAGGUGCUCACCCUCUACAACCCGUACGAUGCUGCUCUCAAGUUCAAAGUCUUGUCGACAGCACCAAGGAAGUACACAGUGGUUGACUCUGAGGGAACCAUCCGUCCACGGUGCUGUGUUGAUAUAGUCAUCCGCCACAUCGAUAUUUGCAUAAACAAUGAGGGAGUCAAGGAUAAGUUCCGUAUUCAAGUUUCAGAAUACGGCCAAAAGAAAAUGCUAGGGAGGAAGGAUGUCUCCUCAGUGUUACUGCCGAGGAAGGACAGCGUUGUGCCCCCAGAUGAUGACUUCCAGUCACUCCCCUCUCACACAACAGAGGGUGCUGACAGUCAACAGUCCCUCGCAUCACGACAUGGACACGGGAGACCAGUGGGCUCGGGGCCUGGUUUCAUUGUGAUCUGUGCCGCCAUUGCCUGCAUCGUGGCUCUAGCCAUGCCCUCCCAGGGAGAGAAAGAAUCACGCCUGCCUGAAUACCUUCAUGUGUCGCAGCAACAAAAGCUGAUAGCUGCAUAUAUACUAGGUUUAGUUACCAUGGUGAUCCUGCGGGUAUGACGCUGGCUGAAGUAGGAGCGGACGUCCUGCAUAUCUCACCCCCAACAUCUCCACACUUCCCCGCCCCCUCACGUCUUUCAGUUCAUUCUUUUAAUUAGUUCACACAGAUCAACUUGUACAUUUUAUGAUUUGGUAUAUAUGAAUGCUUGUGUAAGUUGUGCUCUGAACUGUGUGCAAUAAAGAUCAAUGUGACUUUUCAUGCCAA